This is a messenger RNA of Parasteatoda tepidariorum (common house spider), 3524 nucleotides long. RefSeq names its product cytochrome P450 4C1. The record is from RefSeq and is a predicted model, not a curated record. Lineage: Eukaryota; Metazoa; Arthropoda; Arachnida; Araneae; Theridiidae. Gene Ontology annotation, molecular function: oxidoreductase activity, acting on paired donors, with incorporation or reduction of molecular oxygen; monooxygenase activity; heme binding.
GAAUAAUUUUGUGUGAAUGCUUUUGUUUCAUAAGAGAAACAAUGCUAGCGAUUGGCAGUAUGAGUAUAUUAUUGUAUGUAAUUAUUAUAUUUAUUUCCAUAGUGUUAUUAUAUACUGCAUGCGUUAUCUUAAUCCAUCCCAGAAAAUUAGUAAAUGAUCUAAACAAACUUCCUGGUCUUGGUCUUGGAUUUUUUUAUCCUAUUGGUCACGCAAUUCUCAUAAAGCCACAAAGAUUCCAGAAAGUAAUUGCUUCACCUCAUGUUUACGAUUUCUUGGCCCUUCAAGGAUAUAACACAUUAUUUUAUAAAGACGGAAUACAUCAUGCAUGGAAUUUUACAAUACCUUUUAUAAGUGUAUAUCGAGCUGAUACUGUUGAGGUAGUUUUGCAUCAAAACAACGAAUUAAAAAAGAGCUUUCUUUACAAUUUUCUACAUCCUUGGUUAGGUAUGGGUCUAUUAACAAGCUAUGACGAAAAGUGGAGACACAGGAGGAAGCUGCUGACACCAGCAUUCCAUUUCAAUAUUUUGAAAGAUUUCCAACAUGUUUUUAGCAAACAAUCAAAAAUAUUAGUAGAUAUUCUAGACAAACAAUCCAAAGUGAAUCAUGUGGACAUUCUUCCUAUUAUUACACGAUGUAGCUUAGAUAUUAUAUGUGAGUCAAUAAUGGGAGCAGAAAUGCACACACAAACGAAACCAACGAGUCCCUAUGUGAAAGGAGUCCUAGAAUUGACUUAUUUAGUUUUUCAAAGAUUUUUUAGACCUUGGUUAUGGAUAGAAAACAUUUAUCCAUAUUUUCCAGCAGGGAGAAAGUUUCUUAACACAAGUGCCAUUGUACAUGAAUUUACUGAUAAAUUGAUUUCUGAAAGAAAGCAGGCAAAGCUGGAAAGAAGAAUGUCUUCUGUCGAUUCACAAGUUAGCAAUGACAGUAGUUACAAGAGAAAGAAAAGAGCUUUGUUGGAUCUCCUACUGGAUGAACAUAUUCAAAACAAUUCCAUUUCAGAAACAGAAAUAAGAGAGGAAGUGGAUACUUUCACAUUUGAGGGUCACGAUACUACUUCCAUAGCUAUGAGUUGGACUCUCUAUUUAAUAGGACUGCAUCCAUGGGUUCAGGAUAAAGUUCACGAUGAAUUGGAUUCUAUAUUUGGUGAGAGUGAUCGUGAAGUAGAUGUUGAUGAUAUUAAAAAUAUGAAAUACUUGGAAUGUGUGGUGAAAGAAUCGAUGAGACUCUAUCCUUCAGUUGCAGUUUUUGGACGAGAAAUAAGGGAAGAUCUUCAGUGUCGAGAACAUGUGAUACCCAAAGGAAGUAUGUGUCACGUAAAUGUUUAUUUUCUUCAUAGAGAUCCUGAAGUCUUUCCGAAUCCUGAAAAAUUUGAUCCCGAUCGAUUUUCUCCAGAAAAUAGUGCGGGAAGACAUCCUUUUGCAUAUGUACCUUUCUCUGCUGGACCUCGAAAUUGCAUAGGACAAAGAUUUGCCUUAAUGGAAGUCAAGACUGUGGUUUCAUCCAUCCUUAGAAAGUUCAAAGUAAAGUCUUUGGAUCCAAGAGACAAAAUCAAUUUAUUAAAUGAAAUAGUUAUGAGACCUGAAGGAGAAAUACGGAUACAAAUUCGAAGGAGGACGGAUGAUUUUGAUUUUAAAACUGUUUAUUAUUAUCCAUGAACGUUGAUAUUAUUAUAUAUUUUAACAUUCUCAUGCUUUAAAUUGCACUCUCAAUGCUUUAAAUUCAUUUUUAAAUUAUUAAGAAAUAUUUUCAUAAAGUGUUCUAGUUGGUACUUAUUGUAAAUUUUGAAUACAAAUUAACUUGUUUGUGUUUGUACGAGAACGUAGUGAUCGAAGAAAAUCGCUCUCUAACUUACAUAGUGUUACAAACGGAGUAUAUAUGGUUACAUAAUCAUGCAAACGAACGUCAUAAUCGGCGUUGAACAAACAGCUUCUAGAAAAGAAAAGGCUUUCCCAUGGGUUACCAUAAACUAUAAAUCCUAUCCCUCACUAGUCGGAAAGUUGUCACACCAAUGCACAGUUUAUAUUUAUUUCUUCGGACAACUAAAGCGACCCGUGGGAAGGCCUUCUCUUUUUUAGAAGGUGUUGGUUAAACUUGUAACUGAGUAUGUUCUAAAAUUCAUUAUUACUGAUGCCCAUUGAUUAGAAAAAAAUUAUUAAUUCAUAGGUAAACUCUAUAACUUAGGUGAGGCUUGGUGCUAUGAUCCGUCUACUAUGAGGAUAUACACUAUCUAGCCAUUAAUGACCGGACACUGAAGUUCGGCGGUGGAGGAAUUAUGGUGCGGUCCUGUUUCUCAUGGUUUGGCCUUGGACCCUUGGUGUUAGUGCGUCGAACCCUGAACGCAGAAGGGUAUAGAGACAUCCUGGACAAUUCGGUGCUUCCCACCCUGUGGCAACAGUUCGGUAAUGGCCCGUUUGUGUUUCAACACGAUAACGCUGCCAUUCAUAAAGCACAUGCCAUCACGGACUGGUUUGAUGAAAUGGGGGUGCAAGAGCUUGACUGGCCAUCCCAAAGUCCUGACAUCAAUCCAAUUGAGCAUCUCUGGGAUGAGUUGGAGGCCGGUUGAGGGCCAGACCACAACGCCCCAAAACCACCACUCAACUCUUCGCCAUGUUCCAGGAGAAAUGGCGGGCAAUACCUGCCGCCGUGUACCAACACCUAGUGGAUAGCCUUCCUAGAAGGGUUAAAGCUGUGAUUCGGGCGCGUGGCGGCCCUACGCCCUACUGAUUUGAUACCAGCACCUUAUGUAUCCGAAAUUAGGGUUGUCCGGUCAUUAAUGGCCAGAUAGUGUAUUUAAGUCAGCACUGUGGUCGGUGCAAGUUGGAUGGAUGAUUCGCAUCGAACAGCCGACACGGGCAUUCUGACCUAGUUCACUUCAUCGAAAGGCGAACACUCUAUCCCUUGAGUCACCAUGACUGAUGCAUUGAGCAUUGGGGCAAACUAGCUUUCGUGGAAGACUUUUUGAUAGAACUAACCCACAUCUGCAUUAUAUGGAGAGAAAAACCUCCCAUAGUUAGUCCGAUACAGGAGGAUUCCAACACAAUAUCCGCUUGUUACUGAGGAUAUUUAAUGUCAACACUGUGGUUUGUGUGAACCGGAAAUAAAAUUCACAUCAGAAAGACAACUCAUUGGGAGAUGCAUGUCCAAUCCCCUGAGCCUCAGAAGCUCUGUAUAAAAUAUAUUUUAUUUUUUAACCAUAGCUGUGCAGUCGAACUAAAUUUAAGUUUACAACUACCAAUGUUCAACUCCGUAAUCUUACUAUUAAGGAAUAAAAAUAUAAUUUUAUUAUUUGAGUCGUUGACAAAGCAUCUUUAAUGAGUAAAGAAUAUGAAAACAAUAAUACUUUUGUCGAAAUUAAUAAUUCUAAAAAAGAAAUCAAAUUUUGGCUUUUUCCAAGAAAAUAGGUUUAAAAGUCAAUAGAAUUUAUUAUCCUUAUUUAUUUCCAACUAUUAAGUUGCACAAAAACCGCUUAAAUGUAGAUUUGUUACUUGCAGUACUGGUUGUUAUAAUUCUGGUUUUGGAAAAUG